CCAAACCAAAUUGGAAGAAUGCAGUUUGUGAUAAAUGCCUGUUGCCCCUCUGGAGAUCCAAUUUGUGUCUAAUGAAUAUUAAUUCAUGGAAAAUUGGUCCCUUCCCACAGAUUUUAUGGUUGCCUUAGAAUUGUGUGUGUGUGAAAUUACGUCCCUUCAACACAUUGAUGUGUUUGAUAUAAAAAUCCCUUGAAUGUUGCUAAAGAGAGAUCAGAAAUGGACAAUAGACACGCCGAUUAGAGAGAGAUCUGAAAGGAGAAGAUAGAGAGAGAAAUGAAAAGGGCCAUUAUUGGAAUGUGAGCAUGCUUAAAAAGAAGGAAUAGGAAAAUUUGGAUCAGAGAAUUGAAUUGGAUUUUAGGAAUCGAAAAUUGGAAAUGGAAUCAGAAUUCAGAUUUGGAAAAGUAGGAAAAAAGAGAAAAAAAGAGUAUGAGAUCACAAAUUGUGCUUACAGGUAAAUAUUUAUUAAUAGGGUAUCAUAUCAUAAUGGAAUGAAAUUGGCACAACAGAAUUGAUUCAGAGAACUUAGACCAUAAAGUGGAAAGAGCAAUUUGGAUCAAGUUUGGAUGUGAAGUUUAUUCAUUUGUACAUAAUUAAAAUACAAAACAAAUAAAAAA
Messenger RNA from Paramecium octaurelia, 614 nucleotides. The record is from the annotation of a GenBank genome assembly. NCBI's taxonomy places the organism in Eukaryota, Ciliophora, Oligohymenophorea, Peniculida, Parameciidae.